UGUGAUCCCUCUCGUGCUGAUUACGUCACUAAGAUGUGUCAUUCGCCAUUUUGGUGUUAGUUAAGGCAAUAUUGCAAUAAUCGCGCCUGCUGCAGUAACAUCGCGUUGUUAUUGACGGAGGAUCGGUGUUAUUUUCAGUGUUUCUGCCGCGGGGAAUCAUGUCAGAGAAUCCGGACACGGACACUCUGGAGCUGGAGUCCGAAGAGAAGCAGGAUUCUCCAGAAAAGAUCGCCAAACUGAAGGAAAAAUAUCCAAAUCUGGGACAAAAACCAGGCGGUUCUGACUUUCUGAUGAAGAGACUACAGAAAGGACAAAAGUACUUUGACUCAGGCGAUUAUAACAUGGCAAAAGCCAAGAUGAAGAGCAAACAUGUGUUGGCGGCUGGACCUGAAGAGAAGCUGGUGACCGGAGACCAUAUUCCCAAACCGCAGGAUCUUCCUCAGAGGAAACCCAGCGCACUCGCCAGCAAACUGGCCGGAUAAACACACACACACACACAUACACACACACACACUCAUGGAAACACUCAAACACACACAGAAACGAGUCCUAGCAUUUAUUCUCGGGGUAGUUGUGGGUUUAAACGAGGGGAACUAAACCUCUAGAGAAGAUCCGGACACUGAAGCUGCAGGUCAGAUCGGAUCUAAUGGCAGAUUCACUAGUGAGAGAGAGAGAGAGAGAGCUGACGAAAUAUGACGAAACAAGCAGGGCGCGUCACAAACCAGUCCAGACCAGGCGUGACAUGAGACUGAGAUAAUGCUGAGCAACGUCACCAUUACUGGCCAAGAGUCUGGAAUCAUUAUGACUUUUUUAUGUUUUUAUAAGAGUCUCUUCUGCUCACCAAGGCUGCGUUUAUUUGAUCAAAAAUAUAGUAAAACAGUGGAAUAUUAUUCUAAUGUAAAUCAGCUGUUUUCUAUGUGAAUAUAUAGUAAAGUGUAAUUUUUUCCAGUGAUCAAAGCUGAAUUUUCAGCAUCAUUACUCCAGUCUUCAGUGUCACAUGAUCCUUCAGAAAUCAUUCUAAUAUGAUGAUUUUAUAUAUUGUGUAUAUAUAAUAUGCGGAUUCAGCAUAUUUUCGUGAUACGCUACUGUUUAAAAGUUUAGGAUCAGUAAGAUUUUUAAAAGAAAUUAAUACUUUCAUUCAUCAAGGAUGCAUUAAUUUGACCAAAAGUGACAGUAAAGACAUUUAUAAUGUUACAAAAGAUUCUAUUUCAAAUAAAUGCUGUUCUUUUGAACUUUAUAUUCAUCAAAGAAUCCUGAAAAAAUAAAAUGUAUCAGUUUCCACAGAAAUCUGAAAGAGACUCUUCCAGAAACAUUAAACAUCUUCAUUAUUCCACACUUUUGACCGGUGCUGUGUGUAAUUCAGGAGUGGCUCGAGCGAUCAGUAUCUACUGCAUCUGUUUUGUUGAAGUAGUUUGACUGUUUUUAGACUGAACAAGUAAAACCCAGAUUUUUCGUGCACUUUUUAGUGGGAAAAAAGCGAGAGAGAAAAAGUAUUUUUAUUUUUGAAGUGUUUAUUUCUCUGGAUGAUGCUAUACUGUUACUGUGAUGUAUAAUUAUGUUGGUUUGACAGACUCAACAUGCUGAUCUACUAUUUAAGCUUCUUUUUCUGAGACUAAAUUGAGUUUUCUAUAACCAAAACUCGGCUCAGACCUUCAGACUGUUCUGACUCACUAAGCUGUGUCUUUUCAGACUGAUGUGAUCAAUCAUGUGAGAAGCAUUCUAACAAUGUGUUCAUGCUAGGAAUGUCCUUUUAAGUUAUUUUAAAGUUUCGAACAAUGCCUUGUCAAGUUUACUCAUAGUUACUCAUACUGUUAUGUAAGAUUGUGGUCAUUUUACCCAUCGCUGUUGGACUCCUAGGUUACACACACCUAAACACACACUCACACAGAACACACACACACACACGUUUGUGAGCUGAAAAAGCCAAAUCAGAUGUUCAGCACUGAAGGAGUGAGAAUAACACACACUCCAGCUUUUAUAGCUGCUAAAACACUCGACUGAAAGAACGAAGAGUUUAAAAUAAUAUCUGUCUCUCUUUCUUCAUGUUCAUUUCUUUACAGCUCCGUCCUCCUGUAUUCUGAACUUCAUCCUCCUUUUUAUUUGUAUUUUAUGUUUAAAGAAUGAAUCUCACAAAAACAUUUCUGGGUAAAAUAAUACAGUAUUGUAUUUUCCAUAAAGAAAACAACUUAUUUUAUUAUAUAUAUAUAUUUGCAUUGUGGCAUUAUUUUCAUGACGAUUAGACGUCUUCCUCCCUGACUGUCAUUACCGUGAAAAAUUGCUGUAAUGCGUGUUUUUGUUUAAAUCUGCAAAAAAUUAAAGGCGGUUAAAGAAAUACUACCAUUUAGCCAAACAAAGAACAUCAAAAAAGUGUAGAUAAAAAGACAACAUUAUACGUUUUUAUAUCUAUUAUUAUAUCAGAAUGCGAGAGAAUCAAAAAUGUAAUUUCAUGAAAAUAAUUUCACAAUGCAAAAAUAGCUCUUAAAUUGAGAUUCAUUUUCUUUAUGAAUAAUGUAUGUGUGUAAAAUAUUGAAGGGAAGAAUUUUAUGCUAGUAUUUAAAAAUAAAAUUUUACAUUAAGUUA
This is a messenger RNA of Ctenopharyngodon idella (grass carp), 2580 nucleotides long. RefSeq names its product endosulfine alpha a (gene ensaa). Gene Ontology annotation, molecular function: protein phosphatase inhibitor activity. The transcript is spliced from 3 exons. Gene Ontology annotation, cellular component: cytoplasm. Lineage: Eukaryota; Metazoa; Chordata; Actinopteri; Cypriniformes; Xenocyprididae. The record is from RefSeq and is a predicted model, not a curated record. Bases 159 to 482 code for a protein of 107 amino acids.